Messenger RNA from Folsomia candida, 5415 nucleotides. It is a transcript of the gene RpI1, whose product is annotated as DNA-directed RNA polymerase I subunit RPA1. Gene Ontology annotation, biological process: DNA-templated transcription. The transcript is spliced from 20 exons. The record is from RefSeq and is a predicted model, not a curated record. The coding region runs from base 241 to 5337 and encodes 1698 amino acids. Lineage: Eukaryota; Metazoa; Arthropoda; Collembola; Entomobryomorpha; Isotomidae. Gene Ontology annotation, molecular function: DNA binding; DNA-directed RNA polymerase activity. Gene Ontology annotation, cellular component: RNA polymerase I complex.
UUUCACAUUUUCAAGAAACGUGUGCCGUGCUUUGCUCGAUAGAUCGAUUUCAUAUUAAAAUUUAAGGAUGAUGUUAUUUUGAUUUAAAUUUGUAUUUUGGUCAGUUAGUCUAUUAAAUUUUAUUUGAUUGUGAUGAUAAAAAGUUGACGUGAGUGUUAUUCCUGAAUUCGUGUUCCUGAAUUUAGAGUCUAAAUUCAUCGUCUAAAUUUUAGACGAUAGUGAAUUAGAAAAGGUGACAACAUGCUUAAGAAAGUGUUUACCCACCAAGGCCCCCUUCAUACUCGUGCGGAUGGGUUAACUUUCAGCCUGUACUCGGCAGAGGAGAUUCGAAAACUUGCCGUCGUCAAUGUCAUCACUCCGUUGGGCUUUAAUGCCUUGGGCCACCCGCUACCUGGGGGGUUGUACGACCCUGGAAUGGGGCCGUACGACAUCGGAGGAAUGUGCACAACCUGUCAGCAAACGAUGCUAUUUUGUCCAGGACACUUUGGAAAGAUCGAGUUGCCACUGCCAGUUAUUAAUCCGCUCUUUUCCAAAACGCUGCUCAGUAUUUUUAGAAUGUCCUGCCUGGGUUGUCACAACGUUACUAUUCCAGGUGUACUGAAGUACAUGUGCCUUGCGCAAUUGAAACUCUUAAGCUUUGGGUAUAUGAAAGAAGCUCAGGAUGCCGAAUCUGUCAUAGGGGACAUUCUUGUGAAUGAUGGAGAAACAAAGAAGAAAUCCAAGUAUACCAGCAAGGCAGAAAUUGAAGUGGCAAGACUAAAGUUUGAGGCCUACGUAGAAAGCGUUUUGUUAAAAUAUAAAAAUCUCUCGAAUUUGGAUACUGUUGUGGCCUCUUCAAAAAAUAUUGAAAAUGUAAAGCGUGUUGUGACAAAGCGGCUCAUGUCUCACGCAAAGAUGAACCAUAAAUGUCCCAAUUGUGGAUUGACUUGCAAAAAGAUGAUGCUUUUCAACUCUCAAAUCGUCUACACAUUGGUUGCCGGAAAGGAGAGUAAGCCAAAUCGUGACGAUGAACAAGAAUUCAUUGAUAGCUUAAUUGGAACAAUUGGAGUGGAUAUUGAGUCUACAGGCACUCAAAAAUAUUUAACCCCUUCAGAAGCAAAGGAUCACAUGAGAAUGUUGUGGAUGAAUGACCCAGAUUUCUUGAAGGAACUAUUUCCUGUUCUUCAGACAACACCAACCACAUUCCCGACUGAUUUGUUUUUCGUUGAAGUGGUGGCAGUCCCCCCUCCAAAGAAUAGAGCUGCCAAAAUGCUUAAUAAUAUGAUGGUUGAACAUCCUCAAAAUUUGGCAUUGAGACAUGUGGUAACGUCCUGUACAAUGUUGAGUUACACAAGUAUUGCGAUGAAAAAUGGGCUAGAAGCCUUAUCUGCUGAUGCAUUGAAAGCGUUGAAAGGAAUAGCUGGAGAGAGUCUAAAUGCUAAGCUUGAGACUAUUUGGAAAGAUCUUCAAACUGACGUUGACCACAUUAUGGAUAGAGAGAAAAGCAAAAUAUCUGCUGCUUCAGCAGCUCAAAUGCUUGGUUUGAAACAAAUUAUUGAAAAGAAGGAAGGACUUUUCCGAAUGCACAUGAUGGGAAAGCGAGUAAACUUUGCGGCUCGAACAGUGAUAACGCCUGAUCCCAUUCUUCACAUUGAAGAGAUUGGAAUUCCUGAUGUGUUUGCCAAAGUAUUGACUUUCCCUACGCCUGUCACCACAUGGAAUGUGCAGCAUUUGAGAAAACUCAUCAUAAAUGGUCCCAACGUUCACCCUGGUGCUAUUUCAGUAGAAAAUGAACUUGGACAAGUCUCUUUGUUAAGUGCAACUAAUGAAAUUCAAAGACGAGGUAUAGCCAACCGUCUCUUGGCCACAGACAAAAUAUCUGGUGGUGAAUUCAAGGGAUUUAAAACUGUUAACCGUCACUUGUUGAAUGGAGACUAUUUACUAUUAAAUCGUCAACCCUCUCUGCAUAGGCCUUCAAUCAUGGCACACAGGGCUCGUGUACUUUAUGGCGAAAAAGUUUUUCGACUACAUUAUGCCAAUUGCAAACAUUACAAUGCCGAUUUUGACGGAGAUGAAAUGAACGCUCACUUUCCACAAACUCACGUGGCCAGAAGUGAGGCUGCUAAUUUAGUCAAUGUAUGCAGCCAUUUUCUUGUCCCAAAGGAUGGUACACCUCUCAGUGGUUUAAUUCAAGAUCAUGUUGUUGCUGGAGUCAGACUAACAAUCAGAGGAAGAUUUUUCCAUCAAAGGGAUUACUUUCAACUAGUAAACUUUGCAUUGGGCAGCAAUUCAAGAUAUAUUGAGACUGAGCCUCCUACUAUUCUGAAACCGGUGACGCUUUGGUCUGGAAAACAAGUGAUUUCUACAAUAAUCAAAAACUUAGUUCCCGAAGGAAAAGCGCUUUUAUCAUUUAAUUCUAGUGCAAAAAUUAAAGCAAAUGAAUGGAGAAAGCAGGUAGAAAGGAGGUGGAAAUAUGGUGGAAACAUACAAGGCGACAACCUAUCAGAAUCUGCUGUGAUAUUUAGAGAAGGCGAGCUGCUAUCUGGAGUUCUUGAUAAGGUGCACUUGGGGGCGACUCCAUAUGGUCUAAUUCAUGCAUUUUAUGAGCUGUACGGAAGCCAAGCAGCAGGAGCAUUACUUACAGCGUUCUCAAGACUGAUGACUAAUUUUCUUCAAUGGGAAGGAUUCACUCUAGGAGUUAAGGAUGUCCUUGUUACACCUCAGGCAGAUGAAGUGCGUCGUCAUUUUAUGGUUGAAGCUAGCAAGGUUGGACCUCAGGCUGCUGCGGCGGGUGUAAAUGUACUUUCAGAUACUUCUGACGAUAUUGUUAACGAAAAAUUAGAACAAGUGCAUCGCUCCAGAGAUAACAAGAGCCGAGCUUUUGUCGAUUUGUGUUACAAAAAGUCGCUGGAUCAGUAUACCAACCAGAUUAACAAAGCGGUCUUGCCAUAUGGAUUGGUCACAAUUUUCCCUGAAAAUAACUUGCAACUGCUGGUGCAAUCCGGAGCAAAGGGAUCGACCGUGAACACCAUGCAAAUGUCCUGUGCCUUAGGUCAAAUUGAGUUGGAAGGGAAGCGACCACCGUUGACCAUUUCUGGGAAAUCUUUACCCAGUUUCAAAACUUAUGAUGUUUCCCCUCGAGCGGGUGGUUUCAUUGCUGGACGAUUCUUGACUGGAAUCAGACCACAAGAGUUCUUUUUCCAUUGUAUGGCUGGUAGAGAGGGUCUGAUUGAUACUGCUGUUAAGACUAGCAGAAGUGGUUAUUUGCAACGUUGCUUAGUCAAACUAUUAGAAGGAGUAGUUACUCAAUAUGAUGGAACUGUGAGAGACAGCGAUGGAAGUGUUAUUCAGUUCAUUUAUGGUGAAGAUGGUUUGGAUGUCUGCAAGUCUCAAUAUUUAAAAGAAAAACAGCUAUCGUUUCUUGAAGAAACUGUGAAAAGCCUUGAAGAUGACAAAUUUUUUAAAAGGAUUAAGAAACUGGGUGAUAGAAAAAUGAUUUCCGUUAGAAAAGCAGAGAUUGCUGCCAUGUGUGACAAAGAUUUUAAACAUCGUACUAGUGGAUUUUUAAAUUUUGCUGCCAAGAAUGCUGGAUCCGUCAAGCAUUUGUAUGGUUUUAACCCAGCGACUGGACGUUCACUUAGAACAGAGAAAUUAUGUUCAAUGUGGAACAACAUGAGCCAGCCCAAACGUAUUUCCCAUUUAAAAGCUGAUGUUCGACCGGAUCCUUUAUUGAGCUAUUUAAAACCAGAAUCAAAUUUUGGAGUGAUUUCUGAAAACUUGGAACAAAUGCUGGGGCGUCACUGCAAAAACUCUAGUGUUAAUUCAAAAAAGUUUAAAAACGCCGUUUACUACAAGGCCAUGAGAGCUUUGAGUGCUCCAGGAGAUGCUGUUGGUGUUUUAGCUGCUCAGUCAAUUGGAGAACCAUCAACCCAAAUGACACUCAACACAUUUCACUUUGCUGGAAGAGGCGAAAUGAACGUCACUUUAGGAAUUCCUCGGUUACGAGAAAUAUUAAUGGUCGCUUCGGCCAAUAUCAGAACACCAAGUAUGGACAUCCCGUUCAAAGAAGGGGUAUCUGAAAAGCAAGCCGAAAAACUACGUCUUCUACUAACCAGCGUGAAUCUCGCCCAAGUGUUGCAGUAUAUCGAGGUGUCCGAACAAAUUGACACCCACACGCAGUCAAGAUUUUACACACUGAAAUUUGUGUUCCUUGAAAAAUCAGAAUUCGCUGGGAAAUUUUGUGUAAAACCCAGAAACAUAUUAAGUUAUUUUGAAAGAAAAUUCCUUUCCCAACAUCUAAUUCCUGCCUUGCGUAAAGUUUCAAAGCAAAAGAAGGACACCGGAAUAGAAACAGUUAAAGAAGGUCAAGGACACGGUGAAGGCCUGGACGAAGACGAAGAAGAACCCCAAAGAAAUAUUUACGACGAGCAAGAACGUAAAGGGAUGGGCGAAGGACAUGAAAGUUCAGAUGAAGAAGAGGAACCCGAAGACGCUGAUGCGACACAACAAGCCCGCCGGGCUCGACAUGCAGAAAAAGAGUAUGAUGCACCUGAAGAUGAAGAAAUAAUUAUUGACGAUGAAGACCAAGAAGAAGAAACGCCGAAAUCUGCCGAUAGUGAAAAUGCGGACAAAGAUUUAGAGGAAGAAGAACAAGCGGACAUUGGGAGUGUUUCGUUCCGAGUGUCCGAGGACAGUUAUGAAGCUCGCAUUAGUUAUGUUACCUCUUCUCACGAAAUUAUCACAGAUUAUGACCUUGAUAGGAUACUGGAAGAGUGGUGUACCGUGUCAAUUAGAUUGCCCUUAGAACUUGAGAAAAUUAAUAUGAGUUCAAUAUUGAGAUCCGUUGCAGAAAAAGCAAUCAUUCACCAAGUGCCAAACAUUACGAGAGCAUUUCUCGUCAAGCCACAAAUGAUUCUCAAGACGGAGGGUAUCAAUAUCCUUGCGAUGGCAGAACAUCGCGACGUGCUGGAUCUCAGUCGGCUGCAUUGCAAUAAUAUCCACACAAUGGCACAACAUUACGGAAUUGAGGCAGCGUCCCGAGUCCUCGUGAAGGAAAUGACAGAUGUGUUCAGAGCCUACGGGAUUGUGAUUGAUCCCAGACAUCUUACGCUGAUUGCUGACUACAUGACAUUCUCUGGGACUUAUCGGCCUUUUAAUCGGAUUGGCAUCGAGUCCAGUGCCAGUCCUCUGCAACAAAUGAGCUUCGAGACUGUGGUGACCUUUCUUCGUGAUGCUGCUUUGACAGGGAAAUAUGACGAUCUAUCGAGUCCAUCCGCAAGACUGGUGGUUGGGAAGCCGGCUGGCGUUGGGACAGGCUUAUUCACUUUAAGGCAACAAAUAAGCUCAUUUGACGAGUAAAUACUUUUGUUAACCUUUUAAGUAAAUACUAAAUUUUGUAUGACAAAUAUUUUAAAAUAAAAUUGAAAAUCAAGUUUA